UUGAAUAUAAUACAAGAUAAAACAACUAAAAUGAAAAUAAGUUUGAUAACUUUGUGCUUAGCUUUGACAGCUUUCGCAGCUUUCAAUGCUGUAGAAGCUAAUAGCUUAUCGAGAUGGAGCCUAAACACUAAUGCUGGUAUCGGUAGCUUAUUUGGACUACUAGGAUACGGUAAAAAAUCGACUGAGGCAAAAUCUGGAAGUAGUGCUAGCUCUAGUUCUGGUUCAAAGUCUAACUCUGCUACAUCAGCAUCGAACAAUACAACAUCAACUACCAAUGCAACAGGAUCGUCAGCUCCUUCAGGUUCAACAAGAUCCGAAACAUCAGGAGCAGCUUCAGGUUCAUCAGGAUCAUCUGCAGCAUCAGGACAAGGAUCAGGUUCAUCAGGUUCAGGAUCAUCUGGUUCAGGUUCAUCAGGAGCAUCUUCAAGUUCAGCAGCAGCAUCAGCAGCAGCAGCUUCAGAUUCAUCAUCAGGACCAACAUCAACCGGUAACUCAGGUAACUCAGCAUCAUCAGGAUCAGGAUCCGGAUCAUCAUCAGCAGCUUCAUCAGGAGCAGCUUCAGGUUCAUCAGGAUCAUCUGCAGCAUCAGGACAAGGAUCAGGUUCAUCAGGUUCAGGAUCAUCUGGUUCAGGUUCAUCAGGAGCAUCUUCAGGAUCAGCAGCAUCAGCAGCCUCAGGUUCAUCAGCAGCAGCAGCUUCAGACUCAUCAUCUGCACCAGCAGCAUCAUCAACUAAUGGAUCAGGAUCAUCAUCAGCAGCUUCAAGUUCAGCAGCAGCAUCAGCAGCAGCAGCUUCAGAUUCAUCAUCAGGACCAACAUCAACCGGUAACUCAGGUAACUCAGCAUCAUCAGGAUCAGGAUCCGGAUCAUCAUCAGCAGCUUCAUCAGGAGCAGCUUCAGGUUCAUCAGGAUCAUCUGCAGCAUCAGGACAAGGAUCAGGUUCAUCAGGUUCAGGAUCAUCUGGUUCAGGUUCAUCAGGAGCAUCUUCAGGAUCAGCAGCAUCAGCAGCCUCAGGUUCAUCAGCAGCAGCAGCUUCAGACUCAUCAUCUGCACCAGCAGCAUCAUCAACUAAUGGAUCAGGAUCAUCAUCAGCAGCUUCAAGUUCAGCAUCAGGACCACCAUCAACCGGUAACUCAGGUAACUCAGGAUCAUCAUCAGCAGCUUCAAGUUCAGCAUCAGCAGGAUCAAGUCAAAGAUCAGUUCACAGCUCCAAAUCAAUCGUAUCACGCUAUAUCAAUGGGUCUGGGCAAAACUGUGUUUGUUAUAAUUGAGUUCUUGAUUUUUGAUGUUAGAAAAUCUAAAAAUGAUAUUUGUGAUCAAAUGUACUGAUUUUCUUUAUCUUUAUGAAUUAGCAAUAAACUUUUCGUAAAAAA
Molecule: messenger RNA, 1371 nt
Organism: Tetranychus urticae (two-spotted spider mite)
Lineage: Eukaryota; Metazoa; Arthropoda; Arachnida; Trombidiformes; Tetranychidae
Source: RefSeq, a predicted model, not a curated record